Suillus clintonianus is the source of this 1830-nucleotide messenger RNA. Its product is annotated as MBOAT, membrane-bound O-acyltransferase family-domain-containing protein. The record is from RefSeq and is a predicted model, not a curated record. The transcript is spliced from 8 exons. Lineage: Eukaryota; Fungi; Basidiomycota; Agaricomycetes; Boletales; Suillaceae. Gene Ontology annotation, biological process: lipid modification; glycerophospholipid biosynthetic process. Gene Ontology annotation, molecular function: 1-acylglycerol-3-phosphate O-acyltransferase activity; 1-acylglycerophosphocholine O-acyltransferase activity. Gene Ontology annotation, cellular component: endoplasmic reticulum; membrane. The coding region runs from base 81 to 1652 and encodes 523 amino acids.
GUAAGCACUUGGCCCUACUUGGCCCCACUGCAAAAGCUAUCGGUUCUUGCCUUUCCAGCUUGUGGCCGCUACUGCUAGUCAUGGAUGCGCUCUUUGUACCUCUCGCAUCCGCCAUCGGUUCAUCCGUGGACCAGAUAAAGCUCAUUUCAUGUCUACUAAUAGCAUGCCCCCUCGGCAGUCUCUUUAUUCGUAUACCAGCAUCUCAACCCAAUCUAAAGCAUCUCUUCAAUCUGCUCGUCUCGGUUUUCUUUUUCAUACCAGUUUUGAACCUGUCAUGGGGUUUUGGCCAGCUAUUGGGGAGUGUUCUUGGAACGUAUUACAUUGCAGCUAAUGUAAAAGGCCCUAACAUGCCGUGGAUUGUUUUCACCUUCGUCAUGGGCCAUCUCACAGUCAACCACAUCAUACGGGCAUUUUACAACCUAAGCUAUGAAACGUUUGAAGUGACAGGCCCGCAAAUGGUGCUGACUAUGAAACUUACAACUUUUGCAUGGAACGUCUGGGAUGGUAGAACGGCUCCUGAAAAUCUAGACAAAUGGCAAUUACAAAAGCGUAUCACAAAUUAUCCCACACUGCUCGAGUUUCUUGGUUAUUCCUUUUAUUUCCCGGGUGUUCUAGUCGGGCCAUAUCUUGACUAUGCGUCAUACAUGUCCUUGAUCGAUGAAUCACUCUUCGAAGGCAAGCGCAGUCCCACUUCAACAAGGUCCAUUCCAGACGGCAGAAAGCGAGUUGCAUACCGCAAAAUGCUGACUGGUUUAGUCUUCUUGGGAAUCUUCGUGGUUUUGAGUCCCUCGUUCUACUACGGCAUCGUGAUCACUCCGUGGUUCAUGACCCAAGGAUUCAUCUAUAGGAUGGCAUAUUUCCAAUUUUCUGGAUUCAUUGAGCGGUCUAAGUACUAUGCGAUUUGGACGCUCACAGAGGUGCGGUUCAUGUCCUGUCGUAGACGCAAUGCUAACAUAGGCGACCAGGGCGCGAGUAUCCUGACUGGAUUAGGGUUCACUGGAUAUGGCCCGUCAGGCGAAUCCACAUGGGAAGGUGCCGCCAACGUCAAAGUCCUCGAGAUCGAGCUCCCUUCGAACUUUAAGGUCCUUCUUGAUUCAUGGAAUAUCAAUACGAACAUCUGGCUGAGGGAAUGUAUAUACAAACGUGUAACUCCCAAAGGGAAGAAGCCCGGGUUCAGCAGCAGCAUGUUAACUUUUGCCACGAGCGCCUUCUGGCAUGGCAUCGCAACAGGUUACUACCUGACUUUCUUCUUCGGUGGAUUCAUCACUACCGCAGGCCGCCUCUGCCGUGCCAACCUACGUCCUUUGAUUCUCCCCCCUCCAGGAGCACCCACGACAACCAUCAAACUCAUUUACGAUUGGACUGGAACUUUCGUCAGCAUCCUCAUUCUCAACUACGUGGCAGCACCGUUCAUGCUGCUCACCUUUACCGAUUCUAUCGAGGCUUGGCGUAGGCUCCAUUGGUAUGGCUUUUGGAUGAUUGGCUCAACACUUGCUUUCUUCUGGCUUGGCGGUUCCAAGUUCUUGAAAGCUCUACAGAAGAAGGAAGGAAAAGUCGCUGACAAGGUCGUAACGCCGGAAUCUCACGUUAUGCCACCACCUCUAGAUGAUGUGGCAGAGGAAUUGAAGGAAUUGCAGAAGAGGAUGAAGUAAUGGGCCAAGCUUGGGUACUUAUGGACGGAUACCGGCAAUUGAUACCUAUAUUCAAUCAAAUACCGUCUCGGACUUCUGGAUCAUAUUUCAGUCCUAAAUAUCGCAUUUCUGAAGCAGGGCCUUCCUAACAGAGACGUACGCUCGAACAUAGGCAAUGCAUAGGUGGGGCAUACAGAGC